This is a messenger RNA of Chaetomium fimeti, 1158 nucleotides long. RefSeq lists its product as uncharacterized. Lineage: Eukaryota; Fungi; Ascomycota; Sordariomycetes; Sordariales; Chaetomiaceae. The transcript has 2 exons. The record is from RefSeq and is a predicted model, not a curated record. Bases 226 to 1107 code for a protein of 293 amino acids.
GCAAACUCCAUACCAGACAUGCCGGCGGCAGUUUAAAUACGGCCAUGUGGCCAUCACGGUUCUCGAGUCGACUCUGCCCUCGAAAGCCUCACUAACAACCUGCUGAUCAUCACGCCUGCCCGAGGCACCGUCAGCAACCACCUUACACCUCGACCCUCACAUACACCCAACACCAAACCCCAAACCAAAAAGGGAAAAGCAACCACCCACCCGCCCACCAGCAAGAUGCGCCCCACCCUCCUCCUCGCCCUCGCCGGGCUCUCCCACCUCGCCCGCGCCGCCAUCAACUGGGACGUGUACGAGUACGGCGUGGUACCCACCUUCCAGUGGUCGCGGUCCUUCCCCGACGACGGCACCGACCCGGGCGGCUUCCAGGUUCUGUGCCGGCACGCGGCGACGUUUGCCGCGCGCAUGUACAAGCUCAAAGACCUGGGCGAGGCGCCCCCCUCGGGGCUGGCGCCCUGGCGCGGCGGGAUCGAGAAGUUCUUGCGGCAGAGGGAGUAUGUGGGCAGUUGGGACGGGGUGGAUCAUAAGGGCCUGGAGAGGGAGCUGGUGGUGAUGGAGUGGGGGGAUGUGCCGGAGGGGGUGAGGGCGUGGAUUGAGGAGCAGCAGAGGGAUGAGAGCGAGGCGAAUGAGAAGAGGUGGCUGUUUGCGGUGUUUGAUAAGCCAAAGGCGGAGGGGGAGGGCGAGAAUGGAGGGCGGGAGGGGGGGAAAGUGCCCGAGGCGGCGGGCGCGGGUGGAGGUAAGAUUGUGGUGUUCCCGGCGGGGGCUAUCUACGAGAUUCUACCACUGUGGGUGGCGAAGGGGAGCGGUUGUGAACGCGACCUCAACAACCUGGCCAAGUAUAAGCCCCAGGCUGGCGAGGACCACACAGUGCUCGCGUGGCCUGUCGAUCAUACCAAGCCCCAGCGAGACAUUGGCAAGCGCGACAUCACGUUCAAGAUCGAGGCCCUGUCAGUCGUAGAGACGGACGAAGGAAAAAGGGCGCGGCAAAUGUGGGAGAAGAUGCACAGGACCAUCAAGCGAAACGAGCGGCGGCAGCAGCGAGAAGAGCGUGAGAAAGCCAAGAAGGACAUCAAAAAGGAAUGGGUGAGGGAUGAGCUAUAGCCGAGGGGAUCCCUAGUUGCGUGUUGAUUAUUAGAUGUUCUAUAUCCAAUC